Messenger RNA from Lymnaea stagnalis (great pond snail), 6814 nucleotides. The record is from the annotation of a GenBank genome assembly. Lineage: Eukaryota; Metazoa; Mollusca; Gastropoda; Lymnaeidae.
AGCUAGCGGUGUGUGUGCGGUGAAUUGACAUCAAAACAUCGGCUAUCUUGGCAGGUCCAAUCAAUAAGUACUUUCUAAAAUGUGUUAAAUUUGACAAAAAAAUCAACAGUGCACUACGGAAUUUUUGUAAGCUGUGUUUUCAUUCAUUAUUUUAUCAAUGCACAUUAUCACAAAAAUAUGAACCAUUGGGUUAAAUGCUAAGACAAAAUUGGAACUGUGUUUGUUUCAAGAGACAACUCAAACAGUAACAACACGACAACACAAAUACAUGACACCUUGCUUGACCGUAGGCGUAGGUCGCCAGUUUUAUUAUUAUUUUUUUUUUGCAAAUAAAAUUUAGUCUUUACUGCCUCUGGCAUUGAUGAAAUUUUAUUAUUAAAUUAAAAAGUGUUCCUUGUAACCUGAUUUUCCAUAUGACAUGAUGAUAUGAUAAAUUAAAGUGUAAAGCUUAAAUUCUAAAUUCAAUGAUAUAUAUAAUUAAUAUAAUUUAAAAUAAUGUUGAUUUUUUAGUCAACAUUAUACUUACACUAUGAUGCUUUCUUCUAUAUCUUGAGCGCCCGCGAUCAGUAUAUUAGUAUUAGUAUUCAUCAUUCUGACUACUAUUUAUGUAGAGGGGAUUUGCGAAGUUUCUGUGCCUGGUACUCAACAGGAUAUUUACUGGUUGCGAGGGUAUCAGGAACUGGGGGUUGAAAGGCAUGAGGCAACAAACACAAAUGUGUAAAGUGUUGUCGCAAAACCAUAGACUAAAGCCUGCAUUUACUGCUGCUGUGUACCUAGCAAAACCGUAGAUUGCGGCAAUAAAUUACCAUUGGCCUGGUUUUAAGUACGACUCAUAGAGUAGAUGUGUCAUCAUUUUUGGUUCAAUUAUCAGCAUUACGUUUAAAUUGUUUCAUUUUUUACGCCAGCUUAACUCGAUUCCACUAGACACGCGAUACAAGUAAUUAUUGUAUACACUAUAUAUACUGUAUGUUUAUUUAUUUACUAUUAAUAUACUGUAUUUUACUAUUUUGAGACGAUUUUUGUAUGAUUUUAGGAGUACGAGGGUAAACAGGUCUGCACACUUUUAGUUGAAUCUUAAUUCAUUAAACUAUGGAGUUUUGUUAAGGCUGAAGCAGCAUUGAAGGGUAAAGGAAUGUUAUAGAUUGGUGCAUGGCACAGGGGCUGCUAGCAUCUAGAUAUGUGUGCCCAAAAUGUAAAGUGUAAAAGAAUCUCAAGAAACGUCAAGAUUUCUCAGAGGGUUUUGAGUGGAGAUGUUAUGCCAAAAUUCUCAGAUGCAAACAGACUACACAAAGGUUCUUAUUUCAGAGAGAGUAGAAUCUGUAUUGUUGAUACUAUGAAAGCUCUGAUCUUUUUAUAAUGGUGUAGCUUAGCAUUUCGAAAGGCACUGUCACUGACAGAUAUUUUUUUUCUUUCAUGAAGUCUGUGUUACUGUCAGUCUACAAGAAAGUUUGGUGCUAGGUGUUAUCGGCAUAGUGAAGAUUGACAAUUUCUUAUUUUAAAAAAUAGAUAUAAUAUGCGGAGAAUUUUGGAAAUGGGGCCGUUGAAAUAUUAUUAAAAUGGAAAAGACAUAAGAGAGGAGUUCUCCCUUUUGUUAAAUAGAGCUGACCACACUGUAGUCCUAACUGAAAAGCAUCUGAAGUAUAGUGUCUAAGUCACUGAGUAUACAAUACAAGUACAUUGGAGAUUAUUUAAAAAAGGGAUUGAGGUGUUGAGGGGAAACACUGAUUUACUCACUGUGAAGGAAAGAGAACAACCCCAGCUCGUUAUUGUGUUGCAGCUUAUCUGAGAAAUGCAUUCAAGUUGUUACAUUCUCUGACAAAUUCAAAAUUAUAUCGCAAAAACUUAAAAUAUAACUUAAUUUUAUCUCUGUAUAUCUUAAUUAUCCUAAGUGAGCAUCUAUCCUUGCGCCUAAUGCUCUGGCGAAAACCUGCCUUUUUUUUGUUAAAAAUAAUUCAUUUCUCUAUUUUUCUCCUUUCAAUUUUUAUAACUUUUGGCAGUAUAUUAUAUCAUUUUCUUUGAAUUUUCUCUUUAUUCCUUUCAGAAAGUGUCAAGACUCUCACUAUAUUAAUUUUGUUGUUGCUAACUUGGUAUAUACCUAAUACCCUGUAUAUAGUAGUAUAGUUUCUAUACCUAUCCUCAUUCUUUUAGUAAUUUUUUCUUUGAUUUUUCAGUCAGAAACCUAUCAAUAAUUUACUGGUGUAACCAUGGAUUACACCAACUUGAAUCGUGCACAACUUAGUUUUGAUUACUUACACACCAAUUCGUAAGUAUUGACAUGAUGGUAAAAACUUAAUUUUUAAUCCAUAAAUUGCCAUUCUUAUUGCAGGUUUUGUCAAAAUGUUGUCUGAAUACAAAAUAGUACUUUCCUAUAGCUUAAAGUUUUCAGUUGGCUUAUUCAAACUCUACAUGAAUUUCAGUAUGUUUUAAAACUAAAAAUUAACAUUCAUUCUAAAAAAAUAUAUAUUUUUUCAUCAUGUUUAACCUAAGAGAUUGGCUUUAAUUCAAGAUUUAUUCUUCAUUCAAAUGUAAUACUAUGAAAAAAAUUAUGCGCUAAAAUAUAAAUGUUCCAUUUAUUUACUCUCUCAUUCAGAACUACACAUGAGUUUUUGUUUGGUGCACUUGCUGAGCUGCUCGACAAUGCCAGAGAUGCUUCUGCAACAAAAAUGAACAUUUUCACCAGUAAGAAAGCGAGAGCCAGUUCAAUGGCCUCAUUGGCUUUUUUUUAAACAUAUAUUUUAAUAAUAUUCAAUGUACUGUAUUUUAACAAUUAUUUAACAGUUAGGUUAUUAUUUAAAGAAUUUCUUUUUUGUUUGUUUGUUAGAAAUGUAAUUUGGAAUGAUUUUUAAUUUAUAAUUUCAGUUAAAAAUGAAGCAUUACGUGGCGGUUACAUUUUGUGUUUCUUGGAUGAUGGUGAAGGAAUGGAUCCAGGUAAACUUCUUCUUAUUUUUUUUUCUUCAAAAAUAUAUUUGCAAAAUAUUUUAAUAAUGAUUUUCAAAUACCCUUAAACCCCAAACGUAACAUCAAACCUUCCACCUUUCUUUUAGUUGAAACUGCAAGUAUUGUUACUUUUGGCAAGUCUAACAAAAAAUCUGAUGAUUUACACCAGAUUGGGAUGUAUGGUAAUGGUCUUAAAUCGUAAGUAUGGCUAAUUUUUCCUUUAAAAAAUUUUAAUUUAACAACAGCACUAAAGAAGAUAAAUUUCAAAUGUUUAAAUCUGGGUGAAGCUAGAGGCCACCCAUCAUCCAGGACACUUAAAGAGAGGCAGUCUUCUAAAGUUUGAAGUAACCCAAAUUAAACAAAGUUUUAAAAUUUAUUUCACUCUUGCAUCGAUGUAAAUCGGCGGUUAUGUUCAUAGAUAUAUCAAGUAUUUUUUAAAAAAGUUUGUUAGGAUAUAUUAUUGAUUCAUACUUUCUCUCUAGUGGCUCCAUGCGAAUAGGAAAUGAUCUUAUGCUAUUUACAAAGAAAGGAGAUACACGGUCAUGUCUUUUUCUGUCUCGAACUUUUCAUGAGGAAGAAAACAUAGAUGAAGUCAUUGUUCCUAUACCUUCAUUUGAAGCAUGCUCUCAGAAACCAAAAAUGGCAGAUGUCAAAUUAAAAGAAAAGGUUUGUGCACAAAACUGUUUAUGGUUAAUGUUCAGUUUGCUGAUACUGCAUUGUUGUAUACAAAUUAGCACAGUAAAGAAUUAAUGUUUUUAUGCAAUAGCCUUCUGCUAUUUCUUCAUAAUGAAUUUAAUAAUUUUUUUAGAAUUUUAGUUAUCUCAAAUGAUUUUGUUUCUUUGCCCUUUUUUCUUGGUUAGUCUUGGAUCUGUUCAUAACAUCGUAAUGAAAAAUAGUCUUAUGAUUUUGUUAUGCUUUUAAAAGACCUACCAACCUUAAAGUAAAUUUUUAUCUCAAAUAACAUAGUUCUAUUGUGCUAAGUUACAAAUGUACUAAAAUUAGUAUUAUUAUUUCUUUAGCUGUGUGUCACAUUUUAAUUUAAAACCAUUCAAAAUUCCCACUCAGAAUUAGACCUAUGUCUUGGUUAGCGUAAAACUAUAAAUAACAAACACCUGGAGUUAUCUGAAAAUUGAAUAUCUCAUUGUUAAUACCUAACCAUCAUUUACUUCUUAGUAUGGUAUUAAAAGUGUUACAAAAUUAUUUUAUAUUUUUUUCAGCAUGAAUUAGAGAUGGAGAUAAUUUUAAAAUAUUCCCCAUUUAAGAGUAAGGAAGAUUUCUUCACUCAGUUUGACAGAAUAGAAGGCCAAUCAGGUACAUUGGUUAUGGUGUACAACUUAAAGCUGCUGGAUUCGGGCGACACAGAAUUGGAUUUUAUUACUGAUUCCACAGAUAUUAUCCUAGCUAAUCCAAGUAGCCAUGACUUCGACUCAGAUGAAGGGUAUGUUAUUUCAAUUUUGUGAAAUGAUCAUUUUAAAAAAUCCCAAGUUACUGUAACUAAAAAUGUGUUUUCUCGAAGCAAAGGCAUCAAAAUAAGGCUAGUGGGCGUUUUAAAUCCAAACAAAUCAAUCUAAAAGAACAUUUAUACAGUUUUAUUGCCAAACGCAGGACUGUGAAGAUUUUAUUUUCUUUGAAUUUUUUAAACAGUUGAUCAUUGUUAGUGAGACAGUUAAGCAAAAAACUGAUGGCUUUAUUUGAAUGUUAUACUUAGUUAUUUGACCUGUUCAAAUUUAUUUCAACCAGGGCUUAGCAGCUCUCUUAAACUCUGAAGUUAUCAGGAAAUAUGCUCUUCCCCCUUAGAUUUGAUUUUGUCAUGUUUUUAGCCCAAGGUUUUAGUGUGAAACAAGAAUUACAUAUUUUUUGCUGUCUGAUCAUUUUCUCUUCCCUAUUGUUUCCACCUCUAUCAGCCUUAUGCCUGAAAGAAAAUCUUUUAGAGCCUAUGCAGCCAUUUUGUACAUGGAUCCAAGGAUGCGAAUCUACCUUCAGAACAAAAAAGUCCGCACCAAGAGGCUUGCAUGUACAUUAUACAAAUCUAAAAUCUACAAAUAUUCAUCUAAUCGGUUUAAAACAAGGGCUGAAAACGAAGCAAAACGAGCUAUAGAUGAGGCACUGUCUGCUGAGAACAAGGCCAGGGAGGCUGAGAGUAAAGCAAAGUAGGUGGUGCUGUGUUCAUUUAGAUCAAUAUGUUUAAAGUUAAGUGGUGCUAAUUAUAUUUAUAUGUUAACAAGCAUUAUAUAAGUUUUAUAUAAUAAAUGAAAAGUAAAUAAAGUAAGAAGUAUAAGUAAACUUCAGCAUGUUAUAAUUACUAGCUCAAGCUUAGCAUUCCCGUGAGGAAAAAAAAAGUAAAGCUUUGUGUUUCUUUUUAACCAGAAUGUUCUUUAGAAAAUUUUAAUUUUUUUAGAUGAGUUAUCAAAAUUAGUUCAUAUGAAUUAAGUUAUGGAAACAUUCAAUAAUAUAAUUUUGCAGAAAUCUAGAAACUAAAGUUGGUUCUUCAACUAAUAAAGAACAGAGGGUAAGUUUCAGUCCUUCAACCCAGGAAGUGUCAUAACAUCCGAUAACGAGGGCUGCUUUGUGGUGUUACGGUCAAUACACUCGACCUCUAAUAAAAUUGUUAUUAUGAAUUACAAUCAGAAGUUUAACAGGUUUUUUUUUAAUGGAGGAUAACUCUAACAAAUUAGAUUUGCUUCAUAUUUAUAAAAAACUAAGGUAAAUAUUUCAUGUGUUCAUAUUUUAUUUAUAUUUUGAAGUCAAGUUGAAAUUUUCAGUCUUAAGAAAAAAACUGACUCGUGUGACUCAGAGGUUGGCCCUGCAAAACAAAAGCCUAAUUUAUUUGAAUCACUUCUUUAUGAAAGUGAUUUUGAAGAUACUUUUGUUUGCAUUACUCAUGGUGGUAAUAAUUACAGACUAUUAACAGUUCAAGUUCUAAUAGUGAUAUUAGGGAAAAUAGGGUACUAAUGAAUUUAAUAGGCAUUAUAUAAAGAAAUAUUUGGUCACCAAUGAAUUCAUUAUAUUUUUUAAACAAUUCUAUUAACCCAAAUAAGUUUAUAUUUUCUUAACUUAAAGAAUACUAUUUUAUAUGUAUGAUCAACUUGUUUAGAUAAUAAAAACCCCAAAAGUCAGUGUGGGUGUGAGUUGAGGAAAGAUAAACUGCAAAUUGUAGCACAAUUGACAGUUAAAGGGUCAAGGUCAUAUUCAUUUAACGUAGCUCACAGCAUUCCAACAUUCAUACAGUUUGAUUCAUUAUCCAAUUUACUCACAGAAUAUCUAUACUUAUAUGGAUAUCUGUGUUCAUUUUCUAUAAGUUUGGGGUAUUUUAGUGAUACAUAACAAAGAUACUAAAAACAGUUGACACCACAGCAUGUUUGCAUUUGACAGUUCGCAGAUUAAAAUAAUUGAUGUUAAUAGUUUUUUUAAUGGAGAUAAGAUUUAUACAUUUAAGACAAAGAUCUUUAAAUAAUUAGUGUCUUUUUUAAGAUACAUCAUGUAAACCUAUAUUAAAAUAGGCUGCCCUAAGGAAAGCACAAAAUUAUGCUGCUGAAUGUAGAGGCAAUGCUCAAAUCAAACGACAGAUGGCAGAAAGAAAAACAAAGUAAGUCAAUAAAUUAAUUGAUUUGCUGAAGAAUUAUUUGUAUGAUUAGUAUUAUGGUUUAUGGCUACCUAAUUAAAUUGUUCAAUUCUGGGUCUCAGAAUUCUUAGAAAAAUAUAACUAAAUAUACUUCUUUUUUACAUUUUUAGAUCCCUGAAGGAACCAAAGACUUUAAAUCUCAUAUUUGGUCUGAACUUGGAAAAUCGCAGUCAUGAUGGUGUAUUUGUUUAUAACUGCAGUCGGCUGAUAAAAAUGUAUGAAAAAGUCGGCCCACAGAAUGAAGGAGGAGUGUAA